This is a messenger RNA of Colletotrichum siamense, 1776 nucleotides long. It is a transcript of the gene mokI, whose product is annotated as Efflux pump mokI. The transcript has 9 exons. Gene Ontology annotation, molecular function: transmembrane transporter activity. Bases 1 to 1776 code for a protein of 591 amino acids. Gene Ontology annotation, biological process: transmembrane transport. The record is from RefSeq and is a predicted model, not a curated record. NCBI's taxonomy places the organism in Eukaryota, Fungi, Ascomycota, Sordariomycetes, Glomerellales, Glomerellaceae.
AUGGCCGCACCAAAUUUGGGGCUCCCCGGCCCUAACAACGCUCAGAAUGCGCAUGGAGACGCCGAAGAGGAAAUCCAAGGGACGACUGCUACCGGCAUCGGCCCAGAGUCACCAGAAACCGCUGCUAAUCCUGCCGUCAAUGGCGACUUUGGCAAGGAAGACCACGAGUACAUCAGCGGAUACAGGAUGUACGCUGCCCUCUUCGGCAUUAUGUCUGUCUUCUUCCUCGUCCUCUUGGAUUUCAGCAUCACUGCGACGGCUAUUCCGUACAUCACAAGUGAUUUUCACCGGUUGCAAGAUAUCGGAUGGUACGGAAGUGCCUAUGUGCUUUCGAGCGCGGCUUUGCAACCCUUUACCGGAAAACUCUACACCUACCUCAACGUGAAGUACACAUUUCUGUUCUUCGUCUUCAUUUUUGAGAUCGGCUCUUUGCUUUGCGCAGUCUCGACAUCGUCCAUGUUCUUCAUCCUCGGCCGUACCAUCGCCGGGCUGGGAAGCUCUGCGUUGGAAAACGGUGCCCUAAACCUCGUCGCCGGAGCAGUGCCUCUGCACAAACGUCCUUUUUACAACGGCAUAGUCUUUGCAGUCUGCCAGACAGGCAUAGUCCUCGGGCCUCUCAUCGGUGGUGCCUUGACGCAAUACGCGAGCUGGCGAUGGUGCUUCUACAUCAACCUUCCCAUCGGCGUGGUCUCCAGCCUCUUCCUCUUCUUCACCCACGUCCCGGAAGAGACGCUCAAGCCACCCUUCUCGCUUGCCCUCCUACGCCGCAUCAUCCCAGAACUCGACCUGACAGGAUUUGCGCUGUUUGCCCCCACGACCGUCAUGUUCCUCAUCGCGCUGCACUGGGGAUCGACCAAACACGGGUGGAGCUCGCCCGUCGUCAUCGGCUUGUUCGCAGCUUCUGGUGCUACGUUGGUCAUAUUCUCCAUCUGGGAAUGGCACGUAGGCGAGAAGUCCCUCAUACCAUUUUACCUCAUCAAGAGGAGACGGGUAUGGGCCAGCGCGAUGCAGAGCACCACCCUAUUCUCCUUGAACUAUGUCGGAGUCAACUACGUCCCUAUCUACUUCCAGGCUGUGAAGGGCGUAGGCCCCUCGCUGAGCGGUGUCUACAUGCUGCCCUCGAUUCUGACGCAAUUGCUGUCUCUGGUUAUUUCUGGCGCCCUUGUAACAAGAAUCGGUUACUACCUCCCAUUCAGCGUUAUUUCAGGAGCGACAACUACAGUCGCUUGCGGUCUGAUAUCGGCAUGGAAUCCAAAUACGUUGACAGCAGCUUGGAUCGGUCACCAAAUACUAUUCGGUCUGCGCGGGUUAGGACUACAAAUGUCUGUCAUCUCAGUCCAAAACGCCGUCACGCCAGCCCAGAGCCCCAGCGCGAUAGCCUUCUUGCUGUUCGUCGAGAAUCUGGCAUCGGCCGUCUUCACAGUUGUGGGCAAUGCAAUCUUCACGCAGACCCUUAUUCGGCAAGUCUCCAUCUUGGCACCUUCAGUAAGCCCCGAGGCGGCGCUCGCGGUGGGCGGAAGCGCGGAAGCCGUGCGAGGCUUGCUGCCCCCUGGCAGUCCGGAGCUCCACGGACUGCUGCUCGCGUUCUCGGAUAGCAUCAACGCCGUCUUCUAUUUGUUGGUGGCGCUCGGCGCGGUGUCGUUUGCCGCUUCUUGGGGUAUGGGCUGGGUGAAUGUGCGGAAGAAGGCGACGGAGCAGAAUGGUACGGAAGGGGUAGUUGAGGGCGCCCGCGGUUCCGACGGCAUCGAGAGAGGGCCAGAAUCGAAAUGUGCUUGA